CGUAUUUUAAUCCAUCCCCCUUCCUCCUCUUAUAUCAGCAUUGAGUUCAUUUCCAGACUCUUGACAUUAUAAACAAUGUCACCAGAUGCAUUCAGUUUCAGGCCAUGAUGUCAUCAUUUGACCUUACCCAUUCUCCUGCCUGGGAAGUAGCAUUGAGUGGCAGAGUUAAUAUUCCCCACCACUAGCCGGAGGGUCCGUACAUGGUUCAGUGGAGAAGACAUUUGCGUUACAUUUUGCCUCCCCACUCCCUGGGUAGGAGUUUUAUCAGUUAGGAUUAGGUUCAACUGUGAGUGGCAGAAAAUCGCAAGCAGUGGCUGAAGCCAGAUAGAGGUUCAUUAUAGAAGCUCGUUGCUGUCUCAUGUGAAAACCUUUACGUACUGGCUCCAGGGUGGGAGUGACCCUCCACGGUGUCAAGAACUCGAGCUCUUUUUACCUUGUUCUGCUGUGAGUGGUUUCCAUUCCCAAAGUCAUCGUAUGGUACAAAGUGGCUGCCCUAGCUCCAGCUAUCGUGCCUGUAUUCCAGGCAGCGAGAAAGAGGAAAGAAAAGGAAAAAGCACACUUCUCCUUUAGGCGCCUUUCCUGAAAGUUGCACAUAUCACUUCCACUUACGUUUCAUGGGCCAGAACUUAGUCGCCACGGCCACCUGGUUGCAAGGGUGGUGAGAAAGGCCGUCUUUAUUUGGGGUGAAUGUGACCUCGGCUACAAAUCAGAUGUAGGCAUUGCACUGCUAGUGUGUGAACAAGGUGUGGUGGGGGCUGCCAACGAUGCCUGAAGGGAGAUCAGGAAAGGCUUCCUAGAGGAGGUGAUACAGGAAUUUGCCUAAGACAGGCGAGGUUUGCUUUUUAUGAGAUGAAACAGAAUAAGCUGGGCAUUAACGGGAAAUUCGAUUUAAAAACUUGAAGUUAUUCCCAAACCUUUCUCAUUUUCUAAGAAAUUCUGUAUUGAGUCCAUGGCAAGAGUUAACUACCCCAACUGAGGAAUUAUUUGUUGAGUGGAUGAGUGAAUGAGUGAGGAGAGAGGGUUGUGAAUGACUCCCAGCGCUCUGACCCUGGGGGGUUCCUGGGGCAGACCUUCUUUUCUGAAGGUAGCCACGAUCAUCCCUCUCACCUCACGGGCCCUUCCGCAAUUUGUCCUCGUCGCUCCUCCGGAAGGUGGGAUCUAUCGCACGGCCCCUGGGAAUCUGGGCAAACGCUGUGGCUCCUUUGGCCCACAGAGCCGGGCACAUGUGAAGCUGCGUUAAUUCUAGAAGAAGCCCUUAACUGGCCUUGUGGUUUCCACCUCCUGCUUCUUGUGACGACCCGGCUGGUGAGGAGCCCGAGUCACAUGGAGAGGCCUGGAGGAGGAGACCCCACGGAGAGAGAGACAGAGAGACAGAGAGAAAGAGAGAGAGGAAGGGAGAGACUAGGGCGGGUCAAGAUGCCAGGCAAGUAAUAAAGAAGUUAGUUAUCUUGGAAAUGGACCUUCCAGUCCCGCUGCCCUGGCUGAUGCCACGUGGGUUGGAGAACCGUCCCGCUGAGUCCUCCUUGGAUUCCAGACCCACAAGUGCUCACGUGAAAUAAAUGUGCUUUGCAGCAGAGCAACGGAUCUCUGGAAACCUGCCUUGAGAGGCUAGGCUAUGGAGCAUGCUGGGCUGUCCCUGGCAGAGCCCCACACGGAGGGCCAAUGGAGGACAUCUGGGGUGCGCUGACGGGGUGACCAAAGCCAGCCGUGGGCGCGAGUCUCGUGUGGCCUCCGUCAGCCAUCAACCAUUCUGCACGGAGAGAGAGAGGGCUCUUUUAGAUGCACCCAGAACUAGCCUGUCAGAUAAACAGCAAGGGAGCUCUCGAACACAUCUAGGCUCCUAUCAAAAGGACUCAGGAACCAGCUUGAAAAGGUUCAGACUGGCCAGAGAAGAGACAAUGUGAGCCUUCGUAAGGACAAGAGCCGGGAUGGGCCCCGCCCCUCCUGGGAACUCCUCUCCCCGCCAUGACACGAGCCUGCCUUGACUGCCCAUGAGCCGAAGCCCCGCUCGGACCCUUCCUUUGUCUCUGUCGUUCUCCAAAAGGCUUGCUCUGUCUUCUCGAUCGUCCCUUCUCUCCAGACACCAGAUCUGCACGUCUUUCCCACCCUGUGACUCCCACAGCAGCGGGGCCAUGGCCCCAGCCUCUCCUCGGGCAUCAUGGAGGCCACUCCAAGCAAGGCUGGAGUGCGUUGGGCCUGGCAGUUCGGAGGGGCCGUAGGGCAUGGAUGAGCAAGGAAGGAAAUGAGGUCUAGGCCCGUUCCGUCCCGUCUCCUGGUGAGUCUGGGGGAGACGGCGGGCGUCUUUGCGUGCAAAGGCCAGGAGCAGGGAUGGGUUUGGAGUGCGGAGGAUGGCCGGUUGACCUACCCCACGGUCUCGCAAGAACCUCCAAAGCAGAAGCCUUGAAAGCUUUUGGCAGCUUGAAGGGGUUGAGUUGCUGGUAAGCCCAGUGCCGCAGGUGACCUGGACUGGAGCCCGGAUGGGAGCCAGAUCUAUUUUCCUCCCACAGGACCUGCCUGGCCUUUGUCGGCUAUAGGGAGGUGCAUUUCCCCGUCCUCUGUGGGCAGCAAAUGCCCCACGAGUCAGCAGGAAGUGCCUCUGGGCUCACCCACCGGCUUCUAUUGGCUUGUGAGAUGGACGAGCCAAGUGCUGAGCAUGGGCUCCUUCCCUUCAUUCAGUGGAGAGUAAAUUAAGGCACCUGGGGUCGAGGCUUACGGCUCUCGGUCCCCUGUGCGCGUACCCCGUGCCGGGCACCGUCCUCAAGUUUUCACGUGCUAACCGGCCCAACGUCCGAACUCUGUUGCACGGACCCAACAGGUACGUUCUACUAUUUUACUCCCCGCUUCACAAAUGAAGAAACCGGGGCGCAGAGAAGUCAGGCGAGCGACCCGAGGACGCACGGUUCCUCGGUAAGAUAGCCAAGUCCCGCCUGGCUCCCAGAAGCUGUCCCAGGUUGACGCCCGCAAUGACCGUGCCUUGUGUCCCAGCCGGCUCUGAAUCUCCCCAUCCUCUUGGGAUCUUGGAGGAUCUUUCAGAUUUGGGGUCACGGGUGAGGCUAGAAGGUGAGCACCCAGCCCGCUGCCAACGUGGUCGGGUCGCCGGAGUGGCGGAAGAGGGGCCGAUUCCAAACAGCUGCUUGGGGACAACAGUUCUCUCCUCCUGUUCAUCCAGAGAGCGUUUCGUGUCACAAGAAUGCUGUAAGGGGCUGGCCGGAGAGGGCUCCCCGCCCGCGUCGGGUACUGAUCAGAAACUCCGGGCUGGGACCAAUAAUGCGCCGUGUCUUCAUAAGCUCUAGAUGAUUGUUGGCAGUAAGGAAGCUGACCGUUGGUCUCAUCCGUCCCUGCACCUGGCCAGGUGUGGCACAGAGUAAGUGUGCGUUACAAUGAGUGAGAUCAAUAGCUCGUCUGCUGCUCUGCCAUCAGAGGCCUCAAACGAGAUCGUGGACAUAGAGUGCCUGAUGGAAGGCUCAGCACACAGUAGGCCUUCACUAAGCGGGGCAGGAAGGAUUGUCCCGGCACCAAGGCUGGAGGGCUGCGCGCUGGGAGCCGGUGGGGCUCGCCGAGGAGGGAGAGAACCAGGACAGAAGAUUCAAGGUUGGGGGGCAUGGCGACUGCGGAUGUCACAAUGCCCCCAUGUGCCUGGAUGUGUCGGGCUCUCGGACCCCCCCCCCGAGGCUGGCAGAGGGCAUGGCCGGCAGCAGCGAGAAGAUCACCGGGGAAGUGGAAUCCAGGACCAGGGGGACAUUUGCGGGCCAGAAAUAAGCACGGGGCAGGAGAACCACCAAGAUACUGGCGGAGGCGUGGGGAAUCACCGAGACCUGUCAGAAACCUAGUUAAAUGAACUGCACCAGAGAUUUGUAAGAGCUUCCGGAUGGGAGACGGGAGGACCAGAAGAGAUCAGAACAAGGUAUCUGGGCCUUGAAUGUGAAGAAGAACUCUUUAAUGAUGGAGGUGAUUGAAGCAAGAAAGGCGAAGAGAGACAAAGAACUCACAGAGAACAUCGGGCUUCCCCUGAGUCUGCUUGAAAAGCACAGCCCGUGGCCAGCCUAUGUCACCUACACGUCCCCGAUGGUGAAAAAACUCAUUGAGAAAAGCAAAGCCAGGGACCUGGGUUCUAUGCAAGCACUUGAAGGAAGCCAGCGGGCCUCAAGGCAGAGCCAACCUUCCGGCAUCGCGCAGCUGAAAAGGAGAAAGUCAUCUAAGUCCUCCGGAGACACGAUGUCCAAGGACAGGAGGUCAGAGACCAUGUUAUCGGUAUGGAGCACGUAUUCGGUGACGAGCCUGGGGCCCGCCGUCAUGCCCGAACCGAUGCGCUUUCAUACGGAGUCCAGAGAAAACCCCACUGCAAACUAUAACAAGAUCAUCUUCUCUCGAAAACCUACGAUGAGGAUCCUUCCAUACAGCUCACUUCUAGCCAACAAGGAGACACACUCGAAUAUUUAGCAGGGAAUCCCUGCAGCCACCCACCGCCCUCCCUUCCCAAGACAGUACAGCAGCGAAGCUCCAUUUGUCACCAACUUUGCUACGUCCUCUGAAUGUGAACUUGCCCCUGCUUGUGCAGAGGUUGGCCGGAGACAAACCAGAUCAGAAUGUGGGCCGUGGGUGGGGGGUGGGGGAACCCUCUCCAGCGUCACCAUCUGGUAGGGAUGGGAAGUGCCAUGUUGUAGUUCCUGCCGUAGAUGCUUAGAACCUAACUGAGGGUGAAUCAGUCCUGGUCUAGGCAGGAGACAGAAAUCACCCCGGUUGCGAUGCCAGAGAUAAUGUAAUGUGAAGAAUUACUAACCAGGUGGCUGAAAAAGGCAGGGGGAGGCCACACAGGUAUUAGGGGCAGUAGCACCUGUAGGAAGCAGUUUUCACAAGGCUGCACAAGGGAAGAUAUCGGACUUGUUAAAGUUAGGCACUUGGAGAAGGGGUGUGCGGGCUGGAUCUCAGAUUUCUGAGAUGCGGGGGACAGGGGUGCUCCUCAGCAGGUUCUCGGGGUCUCUGAGCUCGGAGAAAAGUUCCUGCGGGGCCGGUACCUCUGAAUCGGAGGAGGAGAAGAUCUCUGGCUGAGGCGGGCUCCGUGGUUGCUGAGAAAACCAAGACGCCAGAGUCCAAU
Leopardus geoffroyi (Geoffroy's cat) is the source of this 5095-nucleotide messenger RNA. RefSeq names its product CMT1A duplicated region transcript 4 (gene CDRT4). The transcript has 5 exons. The record is from RefSeq and is a predicted model, not a curated record. The coding region runs from base 3940 to 4440 and encodes 166 amino acids. Lineage: Eukaryota; Metazoa; Chordata; Mammalia; Carnivora; Felidae.